Messenger RNA from Penaeus monodon (black tiger shrimp), 3775 nucleotides. Its product is annotated as protein draper-like. The record is from RefSeq and is a predicted model, not a curated record. Gene Ontology annotation, molecular function: protein binding; scavenger receptor activity. Lineage: Eukaryota; Metazoa; Arthropoda; Malacostraca; Decapoda; Penaeidae.
CUCGCGGUUCCGUUGAGGAAGGUUGUGUGUAUGGCCGUCGUCGUGGCUGGACGCAACUGUGUUCCGCCAGUGGAUUAACCUCUCGAUGCGGUGAUGUGGUGAAUUGAUGAGUGGUGGUGUGUUCUCAGCGAAGAAGGUGAGCAGGUGGUGUUAUUUGUUGCAACUCAGCGGCGUUCUAAUUAACCGCAUAACUUGUUAUUGAACGAUACAAGAGUAGAUGUGUGGAGUUGCCAUGUAACUUUGGGUAGCGGGGGUUUGAGAGACUGGCUUGGGGUUUUUCGAAACAGUAAAGAUAGUGCCUUAUUUUAUCAAACUGCCAAAAAGUUAGUGUACGUACCGUAUAUUGUUUAUUUAUUUACUAACGAAAAAUAAACAUUAAUUCAGUGACAUCCAUCAUUUAUCAAGAAAAAACGAAAAAGCUUCAGUAGGAAUGCUAUUUUGACAAGGCUUCGUUUAACACAAUGCAUCAAUUUAAACCUCUUGAUUCAAACUACAGCUGAGGACCUUUGCAACGGACUCUCUUUUGUGUGUAUGCGUUAAAUGUGUUGGAAAUUGAACCCAAGUGAGUGCAACUGAAAGGCAACAGUUAUAUAAAGAAAAAAAUAUAUAAGAAAAUACAUGUACGACCCUUCCACCCACACUGCGAGCGCCGGGUGUCACAAUCCUGGCACCUUCUUGUAGUGGUCGAUUGGCAGGGUUGGUGAUGUCAUGAGCGGAGUCCACGUGCUACCGACGGCAUCGUAGCUGGUGUUAACGCCCACCGUUGCUAGCCUCGGCGGGCCCAACGUGUGUACUAAACAGGAGACGUACACAAGUUUUGUGAAUGUGUCCUACACAAAAGCAUAUAGAGUACGAACUUAUACGUACUGCUUCAGCAUUCCGCCCAAGUGUUCCAAGUACAAGAUUGCGUAUAAGACUUCUUUCAAAACACAGAGCCAAACCAAAACCCGGACUGUGGAUGUGUGUUGUUCGGGUUUCACAAGAGUGCCAGCUGAAGAUCGGUGCAUACCAAUAUGUUCCCAAGACUGCAUACAUGGGGUUUGUGUGAAACCAGAUGAGUGCCGUUGUGAAGCAGGCUACUCGGGCCCAAGCUGUAAUAUAACAUGUCCAGAAGGGAAAUGGGGUAUGGGAUGCAUCCACGACUGUCCCUGUUUACACGAGGGGAAAUGUGACCCACUGUACGGGAAUUGUUCAUGUCAUGCUGGCUGGAUUGGUCCUUAUUGUGAAGAGAAAUGCCAGGAUGGGUAUUAUGGAGUGGAUUGCAAAGAUCGCUGUCGCUGUCAGAAUGGAGGAACUUGUGACCAUGUCUCUGGGGCAUGCCAGUGCUCGCCUGGCUGGACAGGACCCCUUUGUGAGAAAUCUUGUCCAGAGGGCACACACGGCACUGCCUGCAGUAACAAGUGUGCCUGUCAGAAUGGUGGACACUGUGACCCUGUCAAUGGGAAAUGUCAGUGUCCUCCUGGUUGGACGGGAGAUGUGUGUGCCAACCCAUGUCCUCAAGGCACCUGGGGACGCAACUGCUCAGAGCUUUGUGAUUGUUACAAUUCUGCAACAUGUGACCACAUAACAGGUCGAUGCAAGUGCCCUUCAGGAUAUGUAGGAAAUAAGUGUCAAGAGGAGUGUCCUUUAGGGACAUAUGGGGUUAACUGCACAGAAUCUUGCAACUGCCGCAAUGGAGCCACUUGUUCCCACAUCAGUGGAAGGUGUUUCUGCAAGGAUGGGUGGCUGGGCGCCGAUUGCUCAAUGCCAGCAUGUCCACCAGAUCAGUUUGGACCUGGAUGUUCACAAAUUUGUUCCUGUGAAAAACAUAACACUGAAAGAUGUCAUCCUUGGACGGGUGAGUGUGAGUGCAAAGCUGGUUGGGCAGGUGAGACAUGUAGUCGCGCCUGCCCCUUCUACAAAUAUGGAGAGAAGUGCCAAAACAGUUGCAAUUGCAAGAAUGGGGCUUUUUGUGACCCUGUGGAUGGCACUUGCAUCUGUGCACCAGGGUACCAUGGAAAAGAUUGCAGUGAACACUGUCCAAAACACAAGUAUGGUCAGAACUGUGAAUUGGAUUGCCGCUGUAAAAAUGCGCUUGGCUGCUCCCAUGAGAGUGGAAAGUGCAUUUGUAGUCCAGGUUGGGGUGGCCAGCAGUGUUCCCUAACAUGUCCACUAGGUUUCUACGGUGGAAACUGCACUGAAGUGUGCGACUGCCAGAACAAUGGUUCUUGCGACCCAGUGACUGGAAAAUGCACCUGUGGCCCAGGCCAUUUCGGGGACAAGUGCCAAAAGACAUGCGAUCAGGGCUUCCAUGGUAUGGGCUGUGUUAAUCAUUGUGCGUGUGUUGGACCCAAUGUUGAAGGCUGUGACCCAGUCACUGGUAGAUGCAUCUGCAAGCCCAGUUUCCGUGGUGUUAGCUGUGAAUCUAGAUGUCCCCGUGGGAAUUAUGGUGAAUCUUGCACAAAGAGGUGUGACUGCAAGAACAAUGGGUCCUGCAAUUAUCAGAACGGAAAAUGCAUCUGCGAGCGAGGGUGGCAUGGUGCCAAUUGCAACACUCCUUGUAGGCCUGGCAAAUAUGGUGUUAACUGCAACCAGAACUGCCCAUCUUGUGUGCAUGGAAAUGGUACAUGUGAUGCACAGGAAGGGACUUGUGUUUGUGCAGCAGGAUGGCGGGGAGCAAGAUGUGAUCGGACAUGUCCUUCUGGAUACUGGGGAUUUGGCUGUAGUAGAGAAUGCAGAUGUCGUAAUGGUGCAGAGUGUAACCCAGAAACAGGAGAGUGUCACUGUCUUCCUGGUUGGAGAGGUGCUGACUGCUCACAACCUUGCCCUCCUGGGACCUUUGGCUACAACUGCCUUCAAGCAUGUCAUUGUCGAAACCAUGCUUCUUGCAGAGGCAAUGAUGGCUUCUGUGAGUGCAAGCCGGGAUGGAUGGGACCAGGGUGUACACAGACUUGCCCAGAAGGUUAUUAUGGAAGACAGUGCCUGAAUGUGUGCAACUGCAGCACUGAUAAUUUUAUUUGUCAUCCUGUUGAAGGCUGUAAAUGUCGUUAUGGAUUUGAAGGUGACAUGUGUGAUAUCCCAAUUACAAGUCCCAUCAAAACAAGUGAUGUUCCUUUCCUCCCAACUACAACAAGCGGAUCAAAUAAUGCUGGACUUAUUGUUGGCGUCGUCUCAGUAAUUCUCAUCACAAUUGUCAUUGCAAUCAUAAUUUACUACAGACGAAGAUUAAAAAGAUUAAAAAGAGAACUUGCUGUUGUCCAGUAUACAGCUAAUCCAUCAACAACAGAACGCCCCAAGAUGAUCGAAAGCAAAGAGAGCACUAAGCUUCGUCCUUCUAAUAAGCUCUCACAGAAGUCCGACAACUGGAAAUCUCUGUCUUGUGUCAGGGAUGAUUCAAAGAGUCAUAUGUUGAAAGAUCAACACCACUUUGACAAUCCAGUAUAUGCAUACCAGACUGUAAGCAAGUCGCAGCCGAACCUCUUAGAGAAUGGAAACCUAAACAACGGUGUCACCAUUAAGAAUAACCUCUCAAUAAAAGAUGAUAAGAAUAGAGAGUGGGAAAAACUAGGCACUUUCACCUUUGACGAUGACAUUAGUAGUUUAGGUGCUGUAGGGGGUCAUUAUGAUGUGCCAUCGACCCUUCAGAGGCAAGCAGCGCGAGUGAAAGCAUUAGAAGCCGAUGCCACUAACCCAAACCUUAAUAUUUAUCAUUCUAUUGAAAGUUUAAAGGAUAACCGCCUUGUAGAACAUGUGUAUGAUGAAAUAAAACAGCGACCUCCUCCUCCGAAAGAUCCAG